This is a messenger RNA of Boleophthalmus pectinirostris (great blue-spotted mudskipper), 453 nucleotides long. RefSeq names its product octapeptide-repeat protein T2-like. The record is from RefSeq and is a predicted model, not a curated record. Lineage: Eukaryota; Metazoa; Chordata; Actinopteri; Gobiiformes; Gobiidae. The transcript is spliced from 2 exons. The coding region runs from base 1 to 453 and encodes 150 amino acids.
AUGAGUGGGGAGGAAGACCUUGGACGUGAGGUUGCGACACCGGAAACGGAAGAGAUGGAAAACAGAACACAGGUGAAGAAGCGGGAACGUGGACAGGUCGAGGAGCGGGAACGUGGACAGGUCGAGGAGCGGGAACGUGGACAGGUGGAGGUGUGGGAACGUGGACAGGUCGAGGAGCGGGAACGUGGACAGGUCGAGGAGCGGGAACGUGGACAGGUGGAGGUGCGGGAACGUGGACAGGUCAAGGAGGGGGAACGUGGACAGGUGGAGGUGCGGGAACGUGGACAGGUCGACGAGCGGGAAGUGGGGACAGAUCUCGACACGCCGACGGAGUCCACAGGGGCGCAAGCGCGAGCGCGCAGGCGCAAGCGCGCAGGCGCAAGCGCGCAACGGCGCAGACGCAACGGCGCAGACGCAACGGCGCAGACGCAACGGCGCAGACGCAACGCCUGA